Messenger RNA from Hermetia illucens (black soldier fly), 928 nucleotides. It is a transcript of the gene Dnaaf4, whose product is annotated as dynein assembly factor 4, axonemal. The transcript has a single exon. Gene Ontology annotation, biological process: outer dynein arm assembly; cilium movement; inner dynein arm assembly. The coding region runs from base 173 to 895 and encodes 240 amino acids. The record is from RefSeq and is a predicted model, not a curated record. Lineage: Eukaryota; Metazoa; Arthropoda; Insecta; Diptera; Stratiomyidae.
GUUUUAUUUUUAUACUAGACGAAUUAUAACUUCAUUCACUUUUCGUUGUAGUUUGUUGCCUUAUAUUUAUUUAGCAUAAAUAAAACAAAGUUAGCCAUUAUUCCUUUCAAUAUUACAAACGUCACCAACAUCUUAACGAAUGGGAUAACAACGAAGUAGUUUGAUCAAUAAAAUGGCCGAAAGCAAAAUGGUCACAGUAUCACAAACCGAAGACGAAAUCAAGAUAGUCAUCGAACUAACUAAAGUUCUCAAUACAAAACCAGUUGUUAUAGUGAAUAAUAAUUUCAUCAAAUUCAAUUGUCCACCGGUGUACUUUGAGUCGUUUUUGUCGGGUGACGUCGAAGAGAAUCAAAGUGUAUGCCGCCUGUUCAAGAGGCAAGCCAGAAUUAUUUUGAGGAAGAAACAGCCUGGCGUUUGGACCAACAUUUUGGAGAAGGUCCCUAGAGAAGAAGCUUUGAAGAAAAAGGUGGAACUGAAUGACAUGAUUGUGGAACGGACAAAACUCGAAGAUAAGGAGCGACAUGAACAGUUUGAUGCAGCCAAAAAGGAAAAGUUACGAUAUCAAAUUGAUCGCGAAAUGUCUAUACAUGACAGAGUCAAGGACUUUAAAGAAGCCUCCGUAGCAACUACUAUCUCCAGUGAAAAAGCAGAAGCCGGUAAUGACUUAUCCGAUGUGAAGAAUACGCCGGCAGUUUCAAGAAAUUCGAUGCGGCAAGCUUCCGAUCAAAAACACAGAAUGUUCAGAUAUGUGCCAGCAGCUCCUCUGAAUGAAACACGGAAAAGUGGAAAAAUCCAAAUAUCGUUUAGCGAAUAUAAAGCUCCGACUCCAAAGAGGGAAUCACAAAAUCAGCCAAUUUCAAAUAAUAAUGCCGCUCCAAACAUUCAAAUAUAUUAAAUAUUGUGUUAAUUAAAAAACUGCUUGCAAUCA